Molecule: messenger RNA, 1164 nt
Organism: Drosophila innubila
Lineage: Eukaryota; Metazoa; Arthropoda; Insecta; Diptera; Drosophilidae
Gene: Vajk4
Product: probable serine/threonine-protein kinase kinX
Exons: 3
Coding region: 66-1085 (339 amino acids)
Source: RefSeq, a predicted model, not a curated record
GGUAUAACACAGUUUAUUGUGGAGUAAUUGUUUUCCUCGUGAGACGUCAAAGCAACAGCUCAACAAUGCGAAUGUUCGUUAUUCCUUGUCUCGCCGUGUGCUUGGCAAUGGCCCAUUGUGCUGCCAUCGAUGAGAAGAAAGCUUCAGCCGAUACCGAAGCCAAAGCGGAGGAGGAUAGCAAGAAUGUGGAGAAGCGUGGAUUGCAUCUGGGUGAUUAUCAUGGCCACCAUCAUCAUCAUGAGCACAUCAAGACAGUGACCAUUGAGAAGAAGGUGCCAGUUCCCUAUACGGUGACUAAGCAUGUACCCUACACGGUUGAAAAGAAGAUCCCCUAUGAAGUGAAAGUGGAGGUACCACAGCCCUACAUUGUAGAGAAGAAAUAUCCGGUGCAUGUUAAGGAAUACGUCAAGGUACCCGUUCAUGUGCCCAAGCCCUACAUUGUGGAGAAGAAAGUACCCUAUGAGGUCAAAUAUCCCGUUGAUAAGCCAUACGAGGUGAAAGUACCAGUGCCAGAACCCUAUGAGGUUAUCAAGAAAAUCCCAUAUGAGGUGAAAGUGCCAGUGCCACAGCCCUAUGAAGUUAUCAAGAAGGUGCCACAUGAGGUGAAAGUAGAGGUGCCAGUUCCCAAGCCCUAUGAAGUCAUCAAGAAGGUGCCCUAUGAAGUUAAAGUAGAGGUGGAGAAACCGUAUCCCGUUGAGGUUGAGAAACCCUAUGAUGUUGAGGUCGAAAAACCAUACAAUGUUUAUGUGGAGAAGAAGGUGCCCUAUGAGGUUAAAGUGCCAGUCGAUAAACCCUACAAGGUUGAGGUUGAGAAACCAUAUCCAGUGCAUGUCAAGGUGCCCGUACCACAACCCUACACUGUCGAAAAGAAGGUACCCUACACUGUAGAGAAGCCAGUGCCCUAUGAGGUUAAGGUGCCCAUUGAGAAACCAAUUCCCGUCUACCAUGAGGUGAAGGUGCCCAUUCACAAAGAGAUUCCCGUGCCGCAGAAAUAUCACGUGGAGGUGCCAAUCUUCAAGCAUCACGAACAUCAUCAUGAGGAUCAUCACGAUUAUCAUCAUAGCCACCAUCAACAUCAUUAUUAAGAAUUAUGGGGGCGUUAGCACAGAACGCGAGCACAAGAAGAAUACGAACAUGAACAAGAAAAAGUACGAGAAGAAGAAG